Solanum stenotomum is the source of this 958-nucleotide messenger RNA. Its product is annotated as heterodimeric geranylgeranyl pyrophosphate synthase small subunit, chloroplastic-like. The record is from RefSeq and is a predicted model, not a curated record. The transcript has a single exon. Gene Ontology annotation, molecular function: prenyltransferase activity. Gene Ontology annotation, biological process: isoprenoid biosynthetic process. Bases 5 to 958 code for a protein of 317 amino acids. NCBI's taxonomy places the organism in Eukaryota, Viridiplantae, Streptophyta, Magnoliopsida, Solanales, Solanaceae.
GCUUAUGGCAAGAAUUUUAUUUUUUUCCUCCAUAAAUGGUUCAUCAUUAUCAUUUUACAGACCAAUAGUAGCUAAAAUGGGCCAAAAUCAAUCUUAUUGGGCCUCUAUUGAAUCUGAUAUUGAAGCCCAUCUUAAGAAGGUCAUCUCAAUUAGGGCUCCUGAAUCUGUGUUCGAGCCCAUGCAUUACUUGACUUUUACAACACCCAAAUCCACAGCACCAGCUUUGUGUGUCGCGGCGUGCGAGCUGGUGGGUGGUGACCGAGCCCAAGCCAUGGCUGUAGCAUCGGCAAUGCAUCUCAUGCAUGUCGCUACUUACACCCACCAGCACAUGCAGAUGGCCCAGACGGAGCCCGGGCCCGUAAUUGAGCACGGGUUUGGCCCACAUGGGAUCAUAGUUGAAUCACAAGCUAAAGGAUUGGGCCCGGCCCAUAAUUUAAGGGACAUUGAGCCUGAACACAAGUUUGGCCCGAAUAUCGAGCUCCUCACGGGUGAUGGGAUCAUGCCCUUUGCUAUUGAACUGAUAGUUAAAGCCAUGAGCCCGGCCCGAAAAAACUCAGACAAGAUCAUGAGGGUUAUUACUGAGGUGACACGUGCCUUUGGGUCACAAGGGUUGCUAGAAGGUCAAUAUCGCGAGAUAGAAUGGACUCAAUCAGGCAACGAAAACGAGGAAAUGUUCGAAUACGUGUGCAAGAAGAAAGAAGGAGAGAUUCAUGCAUGUGGAGCUACUUGUGGUGCAAUUUUAGGUGAUGGAAAUGAUGAAGAAAUAGAAAGGUUGAAGAAUUAUGGGCUUUAUGUUGGAAUAAUACAAGGAAUAAUAAAUGGAAGAAAUUACAACAAAAAAAUGGAGAAAAGGGUGAAUGAACUUAGAAUAUUGGCCAUGAAGGACAUGGAUACAAGUUUCAAAGGGAAGAAAUUAAUGAAGCAAAUUGCUAGUCUUGUUGAAGAGUCUCUAUCAUAA